This is a messenger RNA of Thlaspi arvense, 222 nucleotides long. Lineage: Eukaryota; Viridiplantae; Streptophyta; Magnoliopsida; Brassicales; Brassicaceae. The record is from the annotation of a GenBank genome assembly.
ACCCCUCUGUCCACAAAUUCAUCUGAGCAACAUGGCAAGCCUACUACAUGGGACCAUGGAGUAGCUGAAAAUUUGUUCCUCAAGGGAGGAAAGAUAAGUGGUGGCAGACUUUUGUGUAAAACUACUACUCGGAAGAUCGUUUUAAAUCCGAGGUCUACCGUCUUUGGAAGUUGCACACACAAACAACAAUAUGCCAAAAGAUCAGUAAGAAGAAGAGACUGA